UGUCAUUUUUCGGUAUUCUGGGAUCUCGGAGGUUAGAAUCAUGUCAACAACGUCGAAGGUCCCGCCGCUCACCUACAGGAUAAUUGCAGAAUGUUCCACCACGAAGGCACGCGUCGGUGUGAUGAGCUUGCGGCACAGCGAUGUCGAUACUCCAGUUUUUAUGCCGGUUGGAACCCAGGGAACUAUGAAAGGGAUUCUGCCUGAUCAGCUCAUAACUCUGGAUUGUCGGAUCCUUUUGGGCAAUACCUACCACUUGGGCAACCGACCUGGCACGAAGAUACUUGAGAAAGCCGGAGGAUUGCACAAAUUUAUGGGUUGGCCUCGAAGUAUUCUGACCGACUCUGGCGGAUUCCAAAUGGUCUCUUUGUUGCAAUUGGCGGAAAUUGACGAGAAGGGAGUGAACUUCAAGUCUCCCUACGACGGAUCGGAGUGCAUGCUGACACCAGAGCACUCUAUCCAGAUUCAAAAUGUGAUUGGUGGCGACAUUAUGAUGCAGUUGGAUGAUGUUGUGAAAACCACGACCCGGGGUCCUCGGGUAGAAGAGGCCAUGCACAGGACAGUGAGGUGGCUGGAUCGGUGUCUAGAGGCUCACCAGCGUGAUGACGAUCAGAGUGUGUUUCCAAUAGUUCAGGGCGGUCUGGAGCCUGAACUUCGUGAAAAGUGCGUUGCAGAGUUAACUAAGAGGAAGGUCAGGGGCUAUGCGGUGGGAGGACUCAGUGGUGGAGAGAGUAAGGAUGAAUUUUGGCCCACGGUACACAUCUGCACAGAUCUGCUCCCGAAAGACAAGCCCCGGUACCUGAUGGGUGUUGGCUUUGCGGCUGAUUUGGUAGUUUGCGUCGCGCUGGGGAUCGACAUGUUCGAUUGCGUUUUUCCGACCAGGACGGCUCGGUUUGGUUGUGCACUGGUGGAAUCUGGCCAGCUGAACUUGAAACAUAAAAAAUACGCUUUGGACAUGCGACCUAUUGACGAUAAGUGCCACUGCAGUACGUGCAAAUCGUACACGAGGUCCUACCUGCAUCACAUAGCCACAAUGGAAGCGGUCUCUUCUAGCUUGCUCAGUAUUCACAACGUCGCUUAUCAGCUUCGACUCAUGGCUGAUAUUAGGCAGAGUAUCACUGAAGACAGAUUUCCAGAUUUUAUUAAAAAGUUCAUGAGCGCACAUUACGAAGGUAGAAAGGUGCCUCAGUGGAUUCAGGACGCCUUAGCAGCGGUGAAUGUGCAACUCGAUCAGCCGGAAGUCACACAAGUUGCCGAGGAGGCAUCUCUUAGCGAAUAAUUUAGUGAAAUAAAACUCAAAAAUGGAUAAACUUAUAAACUUUUA
Messenger RNA from Hermetia illucens (black soldier fly), 1321 nucleotides. RefSeq names its product queuine tRNA-ribosyltransferase catalytic subunit (gene Tgt). Gene Ontology annotation, cellular component: cytosol. Bases 41 to 1276 code for a protein of 411 amino acids. The transcript is spliced from 4 exons. The record is from RefSeq and is a predicted model, not a curated record. NCBI's taxonomy places the organism in Eukaryota, Metazoa, Arthropoda, Insecta, Diptera, Stratiomyidae. Gene Ontology annotation, molecular function: tRNA-guanosine(34) queuine transglycosylase activity.